CGGUUUCGGUUUUUGCUUUAGUUGAGAGAAAAUCGUCGCUUAGUUAACGUCGCCCCCAAAGAACUGUCUUCUACUGUCACUGCUGGCACCGUACUAUCGGAGCACCGAGAAGAACAGACCCGAAACACGAAACACAGAUCCGAGAUUCUAAAUCAAAAUUAAAAUCAAGACCGAAACCGAAACCAAAUCCAAACCAAUCCCGAAUCGGAACAGCUCGGACGCCAGCCGCAUCUCGAGUCCAGUCCACAUCCAAGUCCGAAUCCGUCGUACCAAUCGUAUCCACCAAUCAGCAGUAGCAAAUCUGCGCAAAUAGAAAAUGGCCCAACCACAACUGCUGCAAGUGAAGCUGUCACGUUUCGAUGCCCAGCCCUGGGGAUUCCGGCUGCAGGGCGGCGUGGACUUUGCCCAGCCCCUCCUCGUGCAGAAGGUUAACGCUGGCAGCUUGUCCGAGCAAGCUGGCCUCCAGCCCGGCGAUGCGGUCAUCAAGAUCAACGACGUUGAUGUCUUCAAUUUCCGUCAUAAGGAUGCCCAGGAUACGGUGGUGCGCUCCGGCAACAACUUUGUCAUCACAGUGCAGCGCGGUGGCUCCACUUGGCGGCCACAGGUGACGCCCACCGGCAACGUGCCGCAGGCAAACUCCCCCUAUCUGCAGACGGUGACGAAGACCUCUCUGGCUCACCAACAGCAGGACAGCCAGCACAUUGGCUGCGGCUACAACAACUCGGCCCGUCCAUUUGCCAAUGGCGGCGGCGAUGGCGGCGUGAAGAGCAUUGUCAAUAAACAAUACAACACCCCGGUUGGCAUUUACAGCGAUGAAUCUAUUGCGGAAACACUUUCGGCCCAGGCGGAGGUAUUGGCUGGCGGUGUGCUCGGCGUCAACUUCAAGAAGAACGAGAAGGAAUACCAGGCCGAUCGCUCGGAGGUGCUGAAGUUCCUGCGCGAGGAGGAGACCGGUCAGUCCACUCCAGAGCCCCACAGUCCGGCGAACUUCUACUGGACACAAAGCCAUGCCAUCGGAGGCAAUGAGCGACGCACACCGCUGCACCACCAGCACCAUCAGGAUGAGCGGAUUGGCAUCCCUUUGCAGUCGAAUUCUUUGGCGCCCGCUGCUCCACACAGGCCCAGUCUGCCUGUGGCCAAGCCAGAGCUCCAGGAAGGGGCAGCGCAGGAGCAGGAGCAGACUGAUCCGCGCAUCAUUGUGCUGCCGAUUUGCCCGGCCCUGCAGGGGCCCGAGUACAAGGCCGACAUGGAGGCGGCCGCCGCAGCUUUGGCCAGCGACGAGGGGCGUCCGCGGACAUUGUCCGCCAGCGGACAUCCGGCGUGUCAGUUGUGCGGCGUGGGCAUUGUUGGCGUCUUUGUGCGCAUCAAGGACAAGAAUCUGCACGUGGAGUGCUUCAAGUGUGCCACCUGUGGCACCUCCCUGAAGAACCAGGGCUACUACAACUUUAACAACAAGCUCUACUGCGACAUCCACGCCAAGCAGGCCGCCCAGAACAAUCCGCCACCCGGCACCGAGGGCUACGUGCCCAUCCCCAUUAGGCCCAAUACCAAGCUGUCGGCCAACACCAUCUCGUCGGCCUUGAGCUCGCACGGCUACGGCAGCAACGGAUACUCGAACGGCAACUCCACCCCGGCCCCGGCACCGGUUGCAAGCCCCCAAGCAGCGCUCUCAACAGCAACAGCAACAGUAGUUGACAGCUCAAGCACUAACCCCACAGCCACAGCAGCAGCAGCAGCAGGAGUGCCCUCCUUUACAGACAAUAUGUCCGAUGAGCCAUCAUCGAUCUAUGGCCAAAUGAAUGUCCAACCAACGGGCGCCCCCGGCGAUCCGGCCUUUGAGUAUGUGACCCUCACGGGAAACGUGAUACGCAGUGUGCAGGCCCCCGGCAAGGGGCCGGGCAUCAGCUACAAGGUCAACCAGGGCUUUGCUCGUCCCUAUGGAGCCGCCGCCGGGCCACCGAAUGCCGCACCGAAGUCGCCGGUCUCGUAUCAGCCGCAGCAGCCGCAGCAGCAGCAGCAGUCUCCGCGCCCAGCGGCCGGUGGCAAUCCCUAUGCCACCCUGCCACGCACCAAUGUGGGCCAACAAGGAGCAAGCGAGGAGGAACCGCAAGGACUGCAGCCGGAGUACGAGGACGAAGACGGCUUCGAGAUGGACAUCGAGGUGGCCCUGGCUGCCAGCCGGCAGUCGCAGCGCGGCUCCAGCUUCACCUGGCCCCCGCCGCAGGACGACAGCCAUGCAGCGCCCACCGCGGCACCCCUCUACAUCGCUCCCCCUGAGACUCAGCACGUGGUGGUGGCCAAUCCCGUGCAGCAAGUGCCGCCGCUGCCACCCGGAAGUGCCACGGCGCGCCUCGAUCCGCAGCCGGAGCAAGUGCCGCCAGCGGCAUCAGCGCCACAGGCCGCUGCCCAGUGGCAGAGCUACUCGGCGCCGCAGCUGACGAAUCAGCGUCUGUUGGAGCAGGAGUCCAGCUCGGACAGCUACACCUCCACUUCGACGACUACCACGACCACCUCCGAGGAGUACCAGCGCAUGUACGCGGCCCAGGUGGCGGCCUACCAGAUGCAGGAGCAGUCCGGGUCUGAGUUCGACGACUACCAGGUGGACUACGGCAGUGCGCAGGACGUGCAGGAGUGCGCCUCGGGUAGGCGCAGUGCCCAGGAGUGCGUGGACUCGCUGUCCGUGCCGCUGAGCACCUACAAGCUGAUCGACAUGGUAAGGGAGGUGACACCCAGUCCCGUGUCCACACCCGCCCCAACUCCUGCCCAAGCCACGCGGCACGUCGUCUUCAACGACGAGCCCGAGUACAAAGAGCUGCCGAUGGUGCUGCCCACGGAGCUGGAGACCAUACCGGAGGCAGGUGAGGAUCGCGAGGGUCUGGUCAUCGAGCACCGCUGCCAGAUCCUCGAGAGCGAGCGCCUCUUCCAGCCCACGCCCGAGAUCAAGUUCGAGAUUGCGCCCGUGCGCCAUAUACCGCCCUCCAAGAUACCCAAUCCCAUGCCCAAGGAGUGGAUCAAUCCCAUGAUCCGGGUCCUGACCACGGCUCCCGAGGUGCCCUUCCACCUGGUCGAGUGCCCCUUCCCGCGGCCCUGCGGCGACGAUUUCGAAGCGGAGGCAGCAGCCGCAGAAGAAGCAUCUGCUGCAGCCGCUCCGCCUGAGCCUCCUCCACCACCGCCACCUCCACCCGCUCCUGUGGCGGAUCCACCUGCACUCCUGCGCGAAUCCCCGCCACGCGGAUCUCGUCUCACCCAGGCCAUGGUCACGGCGCCAGAGUUUGAGCUGCGCUUCGCCCCGCCCGCCGACCAGGGCAUCCCCCUGCCCGAGGAGACCGAGCCGUACAUGCCGCCGCCCAUGGACAUGAAGCCGUACAUGCGCGACGACUACCGACCCAAGUCCCCGUUCGUCAGCGCCCUCACCACCGCCCCCGAACGCCCCUUCGAGGGCCACUUUGACCGCGACGUGCCCAUCCACCUGAUCGACCUGCCCACCCCCAAAGAGCACCUCAGCAUGUGCGACGCCCUGUGCACGGCCCCGGACCGUGGCUACACCCCCCUGAACCCCGAGAAUGCCACCCACCGCGUGGACGAAGAGCAGAAGCAGCAGGAACUGAAGAAGCAUGAAUUUCAGGUGCUCGACCACGAGGAGGAGCUCGGCAUCCGGCCGGAGCCGCCGCAUUCCGUGGAGUACUUCACGACGGAGUCCGAGAAGCGACGCAAGUCGUCGGCAUUCGCGGCCAUGCAAGCAUUCCAGCCGUCCCGCGAGCCGCUCUCCUCCGCCAAUGCCACAGCCACAAACACGCCGCGUGCCUCCAUUUGCUCGGCGUCCCGGGAAACGGAGACCGAUCUGGAGUACCAGAAGUACUGCAAGGCGCAGCAGCGCAACCAGAAGCGCCUUGAUUACUUUCACAAGAAGGAGGAGGAGCUGCAGAGCUCCUCCCAGCAGAUGACCCAACUCCAGCAGAGUCAACAAACUGAGCAGCAGCUCCAACAGAUCCAGCAGAAUCAACGGGAACGCCAGCAGAAUCAGAUAAGCCAGCUGCAGCAACACCAACGAGACCAUCAAUCUCAGCAACAGCUCCAGCAGAGUCAGAUAUCCCAACAGCAGAUCCAACAAAACCAACAGCAACUUUAUCAAACUAAACAGCAGCAGCAGCAGAUUAGCCAACAACAGAUCCAGCAGAGUCAGAGAACUCAACAGGAGACACAGAGAACUCAACAGGAGACACAGAGAACUCAACAACAGCACCAGCAGGCAAUGUCGCAGCUCUCCCAACAGCAGGAGCAGCAGAAGCAGUCACAGCAGACCUCCGCACAACAGACACUCACAGAGAACCAGACACGCCAGGGGUACUCCGAUUCUCACACGACCUCGCUUUGUUCCGCUUCCGCUUCCUACAGCAACUCCUCUUCCACAGUCCAACAGUCCACCACCAACAACAACAACAUCAACAGCAACAGCAACAACAACAACAACAACUCCUUCAACGGCAGAUCCUCCCUCGCUGCACCAAUGCCCACCAAUGCUUCCUCCUAUGCACAUACAUCCGCCCUAAGCAAGUACGAGGCCCAAGAGCUGAUCGAGGAGACGGCCGAGGAGCUGGAGCACUCGGAGAUCCUCUUCCCGCCACCAUCCCCGCUUAGCCACCUGAAGGGCAAAGCCGUGCAGUCCGGCCUCCACAAGGCGGACACCAUACCCAAGUACCAGCGCAACUGGACAUCGCUGCCCACCCAGAGUCCCAUCCGCACGCCGGAGCCGCAAGAGCUGCGCGAGAAUGUGCCGCUGGCCUUUGUAGAUGCCCCCCAGGCGACUCCCAGUGCCCAGUGCCAGUCCGAUUCCACUGUACAUAGACCCAUAGCGCAGGUUUCGGGAUCGGGACCGGGACCGCGCGCCGGACCAAGAUUAGCGCCAACGGCUGCGGCUCAAACCGCUCCCAGGAGACAGCCAAUGCCGCAGCCGUCGGUGCCCAUCAUAGUCGAGGAUCGGUCGGGUCCAGUAACGAUGGCUUUUCAAUCGCUAGAUGAGUUCGACCGCCCCGACCAGGCGCAGACGCCCACGCGGCCCUUCACGCCCUCGAUGAUCAACAAGCCGGCGCCCAUCAUCCCCUUCUACCAGACGCCCGAGAAUCUCUGCUUCGAAGAGUGCACGGCCACCCACGCCCGGGCCUACGACCAGCGAGCCCUCUCCCCCUGCCUCGCCCGCUGCCGCUCGCCAGCUCCAGGACCGCCGCCAAAUCCGCUCUCCGCCAUCCGAGCGCCGCGCAUGAAGGAGCCAGACUCGAAUCUACUCUCCGUCUCGGGCCCUGCGCCACGCCUGCAGGCCGGCUCCAUCACCACGGGCCAGAGCUACCAGGGCCAGCUGCUGGCCCACUCGGAGCAGAGCUCCCAGUCCGGCAGCCAGAGCUUCUCGCAGCAGCCAGAGACGCUCACGGAGCGCCAGAUCGGAAAUCUGACGGUACAGAAGCGGGAGCAGUCCUCGCAGCUGCAACAGCAGCAGCAGUCGCAGAGCCAGAGCCAGACAAAGACCCAGGUGGGCAACGCCCAGAUCGAGCGUCGUCGCAAGGUCACCGAAGAGUUUGAGCGCACCCAGAGUGCCAAGACCAUCGAGAUCCGCACUGGAUCGCAGUCCCAAUCGGUGUCCCAAUCCCAGUCGCAGUCGCAGGCCCAGUCGGAGUCCACGGACCGUCGCUCCUCCUAUGGAAAGACGGGAUAUGUGGCCAAUCAGGCGCGACGGCUGUCGGGCCUGGAGCAGGAGAUCACCAGCUUGACCAGCCUGUCGCAGGCCAUCAGCGCCCGCGCCUCCGCCAUGGGAGAGAGCAACUUCCCGCAGCUGCGAUCGCCCACCUUCGACGCGAAGUUCCCCCUAAAGCCGGUACCGGUGGAUUACAUUGAGCCCGGGUACGGAGCCGCGCCCUCGGCCAAAAAGCUGGUGGCUCCCCCGCCUGGAUUCCUAGCGCAGCAGCAAAUUCAGCAACAGCAACAAAAAGAGCAGAGGUCCGCAUUAUCUUCGUCUUCGGUGGUACAGCAGCAGCAGCAGCAACAGCAGCAGCAACAGAGCGCCUUCGCGAGCAGCACGAAAGCCACCUCCUCAUCGCUAUCAUCAGCAUCCGCAAUAGCAUCAUCAUCUGUGUCAGCAUCCGCCUCCAGAUCAGCGCAAUCCGCCAGUCUAACCAAAGCUUCUGCUAUUACUACCACGACUAAUAACCAGGCCUGCUCGGCCUUCAGGAGCAACAUCCCUGGAAACGGCAAUAACAGCAAACCUAAUCUGGCCUCUCGGCCAUCCAUCGCUUCCAUCACAGCUCAAGCGCCAGCUCCAGCUCCAGCCCAAGCUCCAGCAGCGCCCAAGUCAAUCAUCGCCGCUGCAACUGCGCCAACUUCAGCGCCAGCUUCCUUUCCGCCAAACUUGAGCGACUUGAACUUGAACUCUAAUGUCGAUGGUUCCGCAGGUGGUGGCGUCAAGAACGGCAAAGGAGGAUUCGGGGCCACAUCGGCGCCCAAGCGCGGACGUGGCAUCCUCAACCAGGCCGCUGCACCAGGAGUGCGCAUCCCUCUGUGCAACAGCUGCAACGUACAGAUCAGAGGACCCUUCAUCACGGCGCUGGGCCGCAUCUGGUGCCCAGAUCACUUUAUCUGUGUGAACGGCAACUGCCGCCGUCCCCUGCAGGACAUCGGCUUCGUUGAGGAGAAGGGCGAUCUCUACUGCGAGUACUGUUUCGAGAAGUAUCUGGCCCCCACCUGCAGCAAGUGUGCGGGCAAGAUCAAGGGCGAUUGCCUGAACGCCAUUGGCAAGCACUUCCAUCCGGAGUGCUUCACCUGCGGCCAGUGCGGCAAGGUCUUCGGCAACAGGCCAUUCUUCCUGGAGGACGGUAACGCCUACUGCGAGGCCGACUGGAACGAACUCUUCACCACCAAGUGCUUCGCUUGCGGCUUCCCCGUCGAAGCCGGCGACAGAUGGGUGGAGGCUCUCAACCACAACUACCAUAGCCAAUGCUUUAACUGCACUUACUGCAAACAGAACCUGGAGGGCCAGAGCUUCUACAACAAGGGCGGACGUCCCUUCUGCAAGAAUCACGCGCGCUAAGCCAGCGGCCAGCUGAUUUUGUUUGACUUCAGGGAUCACGCACACUAACCAAUCAAUCAAUCAAUCAAUCAAACCAACAAUCAACGAUAAUCAAGAGCAAUCGUAGACGGAUUGUGAGAGCGCUAAUGCGUAAUUAUUAUUAUUUCUAUCUGUUUGAAUUGUGCCGCACAAAUGUUAUCCUAAUUUUAAAACAUCAACGACCCUCACGCGUCAUAUCAAAUGAAAUAUCAACGUAAAUCAAAUCUGUAAUCAGAAAAUCAAAUCUGAAUGAAAAACUGCAAAACGAGACGAAAUCGAAUUAGCUAGCAAAAUACUAUGUCCUCACACAAAAUGAACUAUUAUUUAUUCACAACCGAUCGUAUCAUAACCGAACCAACUUUACCUUACCCAACCUUAUACUAAAUAUGCAUGUACUGUCGCCAGCGUUAAUUUACUUAGUUCAAGCGACAAAUCGAGAUACCUACCGAACACUGUUGAUCAACCCAACUAAACGCUAACAGAUCGCGAAGCGCGAAAGAUUUCCAAGAUCGAAUUCGAUUGGCAUCAGAGACGGAGGCGAGACAGAGUCGGAGGCAGAGUCAGAACAGGUUGUCAGCAGGGAGUCGCAUAUUUAUUAUUUAAAAAUAUAUGUUGUAAAUUAUCCAUAAUUUGAGUGUAAAUUGUCAUGAUGAGCAAAUGAAUAAAUUUCGAAAUCUUUUUCGCGUUUAA
This is a messenger RNA of Drosophila obscura, 7783 nucleotides long. It is a transcript of the gene Zasp52, whose product is annotated as PDZ and LIM domain protein Zasp. The transcript is spliced from 15 exons. Gene Ontology annotation, cellular component: adherens junction; filamentous actin; Z disc. Gene Ontology annotation, biological process: muscle structure development; actin cytoskeleton organization. Bases 317 to 7075 code for a protein of 2252 amino acids. Lineage: Eukaryota; Metazoa; Arthropoda; Insecta; Diptera; Drosophilidae. Gene Ontology annotation, molecular function: actin binding; muscle alpha-actinin binding. The record is from RefSeq and is a predicted model, not a curated record.